GAUUCCCCCAGUAUCAUGAGAUCUGGGGGCGUGUCUGAUAAACAACAAGAGGCUCAUAAAAUGAAGCUGUACCUACUCUCCGCUCUUCUCUUCCUGGCCUGCACUGAUGCAGUGCUCGGCGGCCAACCAGCGCUUACCUGGCUCAAGAACCUUCAAGGAAUUAUUGCCACCCAUGCUGCUCAAGGACAUCGGCUGCACAAGAGACAAUCUGAUGCUUGCAAUACAGACAUCACUGAGUCAUUCUCACCUUCUUUCCAGCUAUGCCAGCAGGAGCUGACUGAUGUGUUAAGUUUCAGUGCUGACGAAGCUGAAGUGACAAAGUUCUGCCAUGAUAAGUGUGGCCCUCUUGUCAUUGAUUUUUCCGAAAGACUUGCCAAAGACUGUGGCAUUCCAGAUGCAGCGCCUGACAUGAAUGUGAAGGAAAUCAUCAACUCUACGUGUCUCUAUGGCCCAGGCAACACUUUGUGUGCUCUCCUGUGGAGGAAUGUUCUCAUGAAUCCUCCUCAGACAUACUAUACUUGUAUCUCUGACUAUGUUCCUGGCCAAGCUUGUCCAGACUCCUGCAAGACUGCUGAAGCCUGGGUCAACACCAACGUAGGCUGCUGCUACCGUGCCUACCUGGACUUCCUAGACUCUCAAGGAGCCGAUGAAGGUGUACUAACAGACGACUUUUGGACCACGUGCGGUGUGAAGGAGCCUCAGAAGUGCCUCCCCUGAAUGUGAGCACUAUAUACGGAGGACAAGAGCGAGCUAGCUGCUUUACUAAGCUAAACAGACUUGGUUGUAAAAAAAAUUGUAUGCAUUUUUGUCAAGAUGAUAAUUAUUAGGGAA
Messenger RNA from Halichondria panicea, 831 nucleotides. RefSeq lists its product as uncharacterized. The transcript has 6 exons. The coding region runs from base 16 to 717 and encodes 233 amino acids. NCBI's taxonomy places the organism in Eukaryota, Metazoa, Porifera, Demospongiae, Suberitida, Halichondriidae. The record is from RefSeq and is a predicted model, not a curated record.